GCUUCAUUCAGUGUCAAGUUAUUGUUAUAGUUCUCUAACAUUAAACAAAACAGUGAAAAUAAUUUAAAACAUGCUUAAAGAUGGAGUUAUAUGUUUACCAAAUGAAAAUCAAUUGGCACGAAUUAAAGAGGAAUUGGGUGAAACUACCGAAAGACUCAAAAAUCGCGUUCAAUUAAUUAACGAAUGGUUAAAACAUCAAAAUCAUUUACCGAACGAAAUCGAUGAAAAAUUACUUGAAAACUUUAUCCGUUUAUGCAAAUUCGACGUCGGAAAAAUUAAGAAAAAAUUAGACCUUUAUUUUAUUUCCAGAGAAAAGUUUAAAUUGUUUUACGAAAACCGCGAACUGACUCAAGAGUAUUUACAAAAAAUUUAUAUUUCAAAAUUUUUGUGUUAUUUACCAAAUUUAACGGAAAAGGGUUACAGAGUGUUUAUAACUCAACCAGAAGAUGUCGACGAUUUAAAUUUCAAUUCAGUCCUAAAAUACGGAACGAUUCUAUUCGACUAUUUAUUACACGAAGAUUUAAGUUCCGGUGUUAUAGCAAUCCACGAUCUUAAAAACGUAACCGCUUCUUUAAUGACUAAAGUAGAUUUAGUUUCUGUGCGUAAUUAUAUUAAAAUGUACUUCGAUGUGUUACCAUUUCGGAUAAGAAAUGUACACAUUUUAAAUGCACACCCAGUAGUUACACCAUUUAUAGUCAUUUUAAAAGCGAUUUUAUCGCCAAAGUUAAAAGAGAGACUUAUGAUCCAUAAGAAUAUUGACGAUUUGUACAAGGAGGUCCCCAAAGAUCUUCUUCCUCGUGAUAUUGGAGGAACAAAUAGGACAAUGGAGGAAUUAUCGGCGAAUUGGGAAAUAUUAACCACCGAAAACUCAACGUUUAAAUCAAAAUUGGAUGCAAUUAAACUGUAUGGGCCUGUACCAAAUCGAGAGGAUUAUUUUAAAAGCGAAUAUGGUGUUGAUGGUAGCUUUCGACGAUUAGCAAUAGAUUGAAUUUAGAACUGUAGUAUUAAAUAUUUAUUGAUGAUUUAAAAAAUGCCGAUUUAUUGCGAUAUCCAUACAUACUGUUCACAGGGAAGUUAAAAUCUUGUAAUACUAAAAAAUGAUGUUAACAAAAAUGGUUUAUAAUGCAAUUCUAAUCAAAUAUUGUAUACAACAAA
Messenger RNA from Onthophagus taurus, 1155 nucleotides. Its product is annotated as retinol-binding protein pinta-like. Lineage: Eukaryota; Metazoa; Arthropoda; Insecta; Coleoptera; Scarabaeidae. Gene Ontology annotation, molecular function: phosphatidylinositol bisphosphate binding. The record is from RefSeq and is a predicted model, not a curated record. Gene Ontology annotation, cellular component: membrane.